Messenger RNA from Papaver somniferum (opium poppy), 1723 nucleotides. RefSeq lists its product as uncharacterized. The record is from RefSeq and is a predicted model, not a curated record. NCBI's taxonomy places the organism in Eukaryota, Viridiplantae, Streptophyta, Magnoliopsida, Ranunculales, Papaveraceae. The transcript has 2 exons. The coding region runs from base 944 to 1570 and encodes 208 amino acids.
UUUCCGAGUGUGCCAUAAAUGGAUCUCACCUGCUUGGCUUGUGGUAUACCCUGUUUUGUGACUGUUGUGGAUCAUAUGGAAUUUGACCACCCUGUAUUUGAUGGGACUCACUUUUAGCUUGUAGCACAAUCAUGUUUUGGCCUUGACUUUUGUUGAUAUGAGAACGAUACCGCAGAAAGACUUUUGACCAAGAUGAAACCCAACUUGAGUUUGUAUUGGAUUGAGUCUCCGGCACAACUUUUCCUGCGUGGUGUUGAGUAAUAUUUACCGCCCGAAAUAGUUUGCCAUGUGUCACAUCCUAAACCAUAAUCAUAAAUAAACUUUUUUAUAGAUUUUUUGGUUAUAUGAUGUGGGUGAUGAGUGGUCUUGAUAUUGUCAUUUGUAGGGGCUAAUUGGUAGUUGAAGUAGAGAGUAAUGGGAGAUGAAGUGAUGGUUUUUUGGGGACUGCCCACAUUAAGGCUUAGUGUAACUGCUCUAAUGCUAGAAGACUCCUUAAUACACCUCUUAAUCUCAUUCAGCCUCUUCAGCACCAAGAGAAGAUUAAAAUAAAAAUAAAAAAAUCUUUUUCUUCCCAACCUUUCGUCUUCCCUGCAGAGAGAUAGAAACAAAAACAAAGAGAGCGAAGAAACAUAAGAUAAUCAAUCUUGAAAGAAUGACAGCCCGCAAUCGUAAAUUGAGCCUCGAAUAUACUGGUAUCCUCAUGAGCAUGCAAUAGAAAGAUUGUCGUAUGGGGUUUGUUUUCCUCAGGGAUGUGAAUCUCCAAGUUAUGAGUACAACUUUGAUUGGAAUUUGGAUAAUCUCCGUCACAAUUUUGUUGUUAAAAGAGAAGUGAUCAUAAAUCAAGCAGCCCCCUCUGGAAUUGAUCAUGCUUUCUUCGAGAUUAACCCCAUUGAAACACUAGAUAAGUAGCGGUGGUGGAGGCAGUGAUGGUGAUGAUGUCAAGAUGAGUGAAGGUGAUGCUCAUAAGGAAAGUGAAACUGACGCAUGUUAUGAGGAUGAUCAUGCAAAAGCUAAAGGCAAGGCACCCAUGGAUACUGAUACUGAGACUCAUACCAAUCCAAAUAAACCCACCAUGAAGACUAGUCAAGGUUUUGAUGAUGAUCGAUGGAAGUUGUAUGUUGUGCAUCCACAAUUUGGUGCAUUUGUGGUUCAUGAGGGGGUGGCCUUUGUCGCUGAUCGUUUUUUGGUGGUCUGGGUUGGUCGAUUCGGAUUCAUGUCCAUCACCAUGCCAGCAAAUGUGAGCCAGUUUGUGUGGAUACUUGUUAUGCAGCCUUGGAAUUAUGAUGCACCAAUGCAUUUCUCUGUACUUGAUGCCCUAUGUCCAACUGUAGCUGGUAUUAAACAUGAGGUUUUUGGUGUUAAACUGGUUGCUACCCAGUUAAUGAGUUGGCAAAUCCUAUUAAUCCCGACAAUCCAAAAUGCAAUGGCCAAUAUGAUAGGUGAUAUUGUUCUUGCACAAAUCGCUCAAGUUCCACCCCGAGCACAAGCACGAACACAACGCACUCUAGUCCGACCAUCUCCAGCCCGAGCCACUAGGAGUCGAACCCGGAGCGUUAGCCAGAGAACUUGAAGUUAGACGAGCCGGUGAGGUGUUGAGGUAACCAAUGAAUCGGUACUUGUCGGACUUCAUAUUUUGAAUGUUGAAUCUCAUCACUAAUCUUGGUAAGUUUGGGUUAUGGGGGAUAUUAAGGAUAAUCUAAUAUAUUGGGUUAUGAUGGACAUC